Messenger RNA from Sungouiella intermedia, 1563 nucleotides. The record is from the annotation of a GenBank genome assembly. NCBI's taxonomy places the organism in Eukaryota, Fungi, Ascomycota, Pichiomycetes, Serinales, Metschnikowiaceae.
AUGGCACAAUCAGUGGAAAAAAUCGAUCUUGUGGCUACUGAAGAGACAAGUGUCCCUACUCAGUUCUCAACACCAAGGUACAUAGCAUGGAUGUACAAUUUAGAUAGUUUUGGAGUGGAGGACCGUGGAAUCGAACGAGUCCUUCCUAGUGACCGUUUGGAUGGUACUUGGUCACAAUAUAUUACUGUUUUAGGUCUAUGGUUUGCCGGAUGUGGAGGUUUAACCACCAUGUCAUCGUUUUUUCUUCCAACCUUACUCUUCGGCCUCAACAUGAAGCAGGCACUUGUCUCCGGCCUCAUUGGAAUGAACAUUGGAUGCUUUGUUCCUGCUUACUGCCUGACAAUGGGUCCCAAAUCAGGGUGUAGACAAAUGGUCACUGCAAGGUUCAUCUUUGGACAAUGGGGUGUCAAGUUCGUGGCCAUUAUCUGUAUCUUGGGUGGAAUCGGAUGGUCUGUGGUUAAUUGUGUAGUUGGGGGACAAAUAUUGUCUGCUAUAUCCAACGUUGGUUUGGAAGUGGGAAUAAUCGUCAUUUCUUUGGGCAGUUUGGUCAUUGGAGUGUUUGGUAUCCGAGUACUUCUCAAGUUCCAGACGGCGGUGGCUAUUCCAACAAAUGUUGCGAUUCUUUUGCUAUAUAUCGUGGUUUGCAAGAAGACAAAGUAUAUAUCGGAAGCCAACGAGUUGGUAAAGGAGUUACAACACUCGUCUCAGACUACCACUGGUCUCUGGCUCUCGUUCUUCACACUUGCUUACUCGGUCACGGCCACCUGGGGCUCGUGUGCCUCGGAUUACUACAUUCUCUUCCCAGAUACCACACCCGACCACAAGGUGUUUUUGCUUACGUAUCUUGGAAUCGCCAUUCCAUCCAAUUUCGCUGCUGUGGUGGGUCUACUUGCGGGAACGAUCUCAUAUGCAUACACACCAUGGAAUGAAGCCUACAACACGUAUGGAAUUGGUGGAGUAAUUGCUGCUGCAUUUCAAUCAUGGGGAAAAUUAGGCAAGUUCGUGGUGGUGGUGUUGUUUCUCUCGCUCAUGUGCAACACCAUCAUCAACACUUACUCUGCAGCGUUUGAGUUCCAGCUCAUUGAUAGAAAAAUGGUGUAUGUUCCAAGAUGGAUCUGGGCUACAUUUAUUUCGGUUGCAUAUUUGGUGAUUUCACUAGCUGGAAAGGAACAUCUUUCCACUAUCAUCAGCAAUGUUCUUGCAUUAUUAGGUUACUGGAUUUCCAUGUACAUCACCAUACUUUUGGAGGAGAACAUUUUUUUCCGGAGAAGAAGCACCGCGGCCCUUCACUACAAGGAGUUUGAGGAUAGCGAUGCUACGCUGUAUAAUUGGAGUCAAUGGGACCAGCCAAAAAAAAUUACGUUGGGAUUGGCAAGCAGUGCAUCUUUUGCUAUUGGAGUGGUUGGUGCAGUGAUGGGAAUGAACCAGGUGUAUUACAUUGGGCCCAUCUCGAAGCUCAUUGGAGAUUACGGUGGUGAUGUUGGAAUGUGGUUAUGUAUGGGAUUUUCUGGAGUGACAUAUCCUGUUUUCCGUAUGCUUGAGUUAAAGAAAUUUGGAAGGUAA